AUGACCGAGGAGCCGGACUACGGUCCUCCGACUCCGUGUCGCGCGUCGUUCUCCCACGUGCCCAACGAGCCGACGGAGCUGCCGCUGGCGGCGGACGAGGCCCUGGAGUGCUGGCCGGAUGAAAGCGGCUGGUGGUACGCGCGGAAGCGCGACGGCAGCGAGGGCUACGUGCCGAGGACGUUCAUCGUGCUCGACGCUGCCGCCGCCGAGGGCGACGACGCGGCCGACGCCGACGACGACUUCGACUUCAAGCUCAAGAUGGCGAUGGCGCUGUCUCUGAGCGAGUCGUCCGCCGCCGCGCCCGCGCCCGCGCCGGCGCCGCCGAGCGCGCCGGAGCCGCCGCCGCGGCUCCCGGCGCGGCCGGCGAGCGCGUCCUUCGCCGCGCUCCAGCGCCCGGCGCCGGCGCCGCGGCCGCGGCCGCUGAGCGUCGACUCCGCGCUCUUCGCGGAAUCGCCCGAGCCCAUCGACGCGGCGAGCCUCGCGUCGCCGCGGCGCGCGUCCGGCGGGCCCCGCCUCUCGACGCCGCGCGCGGCGCUGAAGAGCGCGCGCCGGAGCCUCCGGGGCCUCGUCGGCGGCAAGAAGCGGAGCCCGUCGGCCGCGGACGCGGCGCCGCCGCCGCCGGCCGACGCGGGGCGCGACGCCGAGAUCGAGGCGCUCCGGGCGCGCAACGAGGCCCUCGAGGCCGCGCGGCGGUCCUCGGAGGCGGAGCGCGCGCGCCUCGCGCGCGAGCUCGACGUCCGCCGCGCGGCGCCGCCGCCGGCCGCCGCGGCCGCGCCGCCGCCGCCGCCGCCGCCGGAGGACCUCGACCCGGGCGACGAGUGCGCCGUCUGCAUGGAGCGGGCCAAGGACACGGCCCUCGUGCCCUGUGGCCACGUCCUCUGCGGCGUCUGCGUGUCCAAGGCCAACGACUCGAGGAUCGUCGACGAGUGCCCCGUGUGCCGCGUCGCCGUGCGGCACACGCUCGAGGACUACGCGGCGGCGCCGGGCUUCGAGGACGUGCGCGCGCGGCUGCCGGACCGCGGCGAGGGGCCCGUGAGCCUCGCGGACGCCGCGCGGCUCGACGCGCCGCCGCCGCCGCCGCCGCCGCCGCCGCCGCCGCCGCCGCCGCCGAAGCCCGCGUCGCCGCCGCGGUGGGCCGCGCGCGAGGGCGGCUACCCCGAGGCCGUCCCGCGCCGCGCGAAGGCGCCGGCGCCGGCGCCGCGGCCGAAGCCCGAGCGCCGCCUGCGCCGCGGCGGCUUCGCGGCGCCCCACGCGGGCGCGGCCGCGCGGCGGCCGCUCCACGUGCCUUCGGGACACGGCGCCGCGCGCGCGGGCGACGUCGUCUCGGCCUGGCCCUGCACGACGCCCGUCGGCGUGCCCGCGGGCCUCGACGUCGACGCCGCCGUGCGGCGCUCGUCGAAGCCGCCGCCGCUCCGCCUCGACCUCGAGUGGUGGUGCUACGGCUUCGAGACGACGUUCGUCGUCUCGCGGAACCUCUGGGAGGUCGUCUACGCGGCGGCGGCGCUCGUCGUCGUCUACGACGUCGCGCGGCACCGCCAGCGCCACUUCCGGGGCCACGGCCGGACGCGCGUGUCCGGCGACGCCGCCGCCGACCCCGCGAUCCUCGUCUGGGACGUCGAGACGCUCGUCGUCCAGCACCGCCUCGGCGACGGCUGGUUCAAGGCCGCGGCGCUCCUCGUCUUCUUCAGCCCCGACGCCGAGGCCCUCGUCGCCGUCGACGCGGACACGCAGCACUCGCUGGGCUACUGGCGCCUCGGCGAGCUCCGAAGACGCGCGGAGCUCCGGCGCGAGCGCCGCGCCGCCCAGGCCUCCGCGGGCGAGGCGGCAGCGCACUGGUCCGGCGUCGGCGACGCCGACGAGGCCGGCAGCGCCCUCGCCGCGGCGGAGCGGACGCCCGCGGCGGAGCGCCGCGCGGAGGUCUUCGAGCCGCCGGCGAUCUACGACGGCUGCUGGCUCUUCGAGGACGGCGACCACGCCGAGGCGGAUGUAGACGAAGACGCGGCGCGGGCGGGCACGGCGACGCCGUCCUUCGCGACCGUCGGGCCCGGGCGCCACGUCAAGUUCUGGUUCGCGGAGGCCGACGGCGCCGGGUCGUGGCUCGUGCGGUCCGUCGCCGGGUCCUGGCUCCCGGAGUUCGCGACGACGGCCAUGCACCGCUGCGUCUUCCUGCGGGAGCCGCGGCUCCUGCUCACGGGCGGCGGCGACGGGCGCGUCUACGCGUGGCGGGGGACGGCCUGCUUCGCGGCGUUCGACGCGGGCGACGGCCCGCUCAAGGGGCUCAACCUGAGCCGCGACGGCCGCACGCUCGCGACGGGCGACGCCGCGGGCGUCGUGCGCGCCUGGGGCUUCGACGCGGCGGGGGCCAACGACGCGGGCUUCGCGGCCGUCGGCAAGACGUUCCUCGACGCGCGCGACCGCGCGCCCGGCGACGCCGGCGACGCGGCGCGCGACCUGCGGAGCGCGGCGCGGGGCGCGCCCGUGCGCGACGUCGUCCUCGGCGACGGGGCGGCGAAGCUCGUCGCGGCGACGACGCGCGGCGUCGUCUUCGCCGUCGACGACGGCGCCGCGACCCCAAAACUCGCGGCGCACUUCGCGCCGACGGUGCAGACCGUGCUCUCGGCCGUCGCGGCGCUCGGCGGCGGGUCCUUCGUCGCGUCCGCGGGCGGCGACGGCGUCCUCGCGGUCCGCGACGUCGCCGCGCGGCGCCUCGUCGCCUGGGCGGAGCUGCCGCGGCCGGCGACGGCCAUGGACGCCGUCGGCGCGACGAUCGCCGUCGGCCUCGACGACGGCUCCGUCGCCUUCUUCGCCUGGGACGGCGCGGCCCUCGCGCCGUCGCCGCCGGCCGUCCCGCCGCUCAGGCCGAAGAAGGCCGCGCCGCCCGUCGCGCCGCCGCCGGGCGCCGCGGACCGCGCGGGCCAGGCGCUGACGACCGCGCGGAGCGGCGCCGCCGGCUUCCUCGCCGCGGCGGCCGCGGGCAUGGAGGACGCGCGCGACGGCGCGGAGCCGACGGCCGCGGCGCUGCUCCGCGGCGCCGCGGACGCCGUGCGGCUCUCGCCCGACGGCCGCCGCGUCGCCGUGGGCCACCGCGACGGCGCGAUCGCCGUGCACGGCGCGGCGCCGCCGCGGCGGCGCGUCGCGGCCUUUGGCGUCGCCAGGGCGCGCGUCACGCACCUCGACUGGGACGCCACGUCGACGUGCCUCCGCGUGUGCACGUCGACGAACGAGCUCCUCUACUACGACGUCGACGCGGCCGCGGCCCGCGACGACGCCCCGAAGCCCCACGACUUCGAGCGCCGCGUCGUGCCCGUCGGCGCGCGCGCGGCGAGCGACAAGGCCUGGCCCGGCGCGACCUGCGUCUUCGGCGCGCACGCCAUCGGCGCGUGGCCCGCGGGCCGCGCGAGGGCGGCCGCGGCGCGCGCCGUCGCGUCGCUCCACGCCCUCGAGGGGCUCACGGAGCAGCGCUGGGCGGCGCUCGGCGGCCUGCGGGGCGGCGGGAAGCGCCUGCUGGCCGUCGGCGCCGACGUCGGCGACCUGCGCGUGCUCGCGGCGCCCGCGUGCGUCCAGAACGCGCCCGCGCGCGAGGCGUCGGCGCACGGGAGCCGCUGCGCGGCCGUGCGCUGGCUCAGCGGCUUCGCCCGCGAGGGCGACGACGUCGUCGCGCGGCUCGCGACGGCGGGCGGCCACGACCGGUGCCUGCUCCAGUGGAAGGUCGUGCGCCUGGACGUCGCGAAGACGCAGGACGCGGCCGCGUCCGCGCGCGCGAAGAAGCGCUGGAGCGUGGCCGCGUCGCGGGUCAAGCUCAUCGGCGCGUCCAAGGUCGCCGCCGUGCCGCGCAAGGGCGGCUCGAAGAUGGCGCUCUGCUUCAUGUGCGGCGCGCUGAACCCGGCGGCGACCUUCGCGAACCACCGCAGGACGUGCGCGAGCCGCUGGGCCAAGGCGCGCGACGCCGCGAAGAAGCGGAACCUGCCCGACGACGACGACGACCCGGGGCCCCUGCCGCCGGACCCGCACGCGGGCGUCGACUUUUCCCGCCUCGACCUCGCGGCGCUCGAGGUCGCGAACGACGCGUCCCAGGCGGUCUACUUCGCGCACGCGCUCGCGGAGUGCGAGCACUGCAAGCGGCGCUUCAAGAAGCCCGCGCUCCGCAAGCACCGGCGCGCGUGCACGGCCGCGCGGCCCUUCGCGCCGCCCAUCGCGCGGCGGCCCAAGGACCGGGGGGCCGCCCCGGCGGCCUGGCUCUAA
Aureococcus anophagefferens is the source of this 4242-nucleotide messenger RNA. RefSeq lists its product as hypothetical. NCBI's taxonomy places the organism in Eukaryota, Pelagophyceae, Pelagomonadales, Pelagomonadaceae. The record is from RefSeq and is a predicted model, not a curated record. The transcript has 5 exons. The coding region runs from base 1 to 4242 and encodes 1413 amino acids. Gene Ontology annotation, molecular function: microtubule binding.